AAAUGUGAAAAUACAGAGAAUAGCAGUCAUACAGAGAGUCAACAGUUUCAGCUAAUACAUCAGCCUGAUCUGGAUGUGGACAGGAAAGAUCUUCACAACAUAGAGAGCUGUAUAGAAACCCCCAAUGUGCAUUGGCUUGACAAAACAAGGGAAUUAAGACGGUGUCUUUCUGAUGUCUAUAAUAAUUCUACCUUCAGUAGCAUGUUACCAUUUCCAGAAUCCUCUCAUAUUUCAGUAGAUCUGAGGUCACUCUUUGCUGAUAUCUCCAUACUGUUGAAGGACACUAGAAAUCGCCCACUGAGGCAGCUUACAUUACCAGAUGUUCUGUCAGAACUGGGGGAAGUCACUAUGAUAGAAGGUGAAGCUGGCAGUGGGAAGACAGCACUGCUCAAGAAGAUUGCCAUUCUUUGGGCCUCAGGAAAAUGUCCUAUA
Staurois parvus is the source of this 432-nucleotide messenger RNA. Lineage: Eukaryota; Metazoa; Chordata; Amphibia; Anura; Ranidae. The record is from the annotation of a GenBank genome assembly.